AUGGAGGGUCUUUUCUUCAACGUCAACAGCGGCUACAUCGAGGGCAUUGUCCGCGGCUACAGGAAUGGCCUUCUCACGAGCUCAAACUACAGCAAUUUAACGCAGUGCGAGACCAUCGAUGACCUCAAGCUGCAACUUGGUCCUGCAUACGGCGACUUCCUCGGUAACCUCCCUCCCAACCCUUCGACGUCAGCUCUCGCCGCCAAGACGACCGACAAGCUCGUUUCCGAGUUCCGCUAUGUUCGGGCCAACGCUGUUGGUGCACUUGCCCAGUUCAUGGACUACCUGACGUACGGUUACAUGAUCGACAACGUAGCUUUGCUGAUUACUGGCACGCUCCACGAACGAGACACCCGCGAGCUUCUCGAGAGAUGCCAUCCCCUCGGCUGGUUCGAGACCAUGCCCGUUCUCUGUGUCGCCACCAACAUCGAAGAGCUGUACAACAGUGUUCUCAUCGAGACGCCUCUUGCUGCCUACUUCAAGGGUAGUCUGAGCCACCAGGACCUCGACGAGCUGAACAUUGAAAUCGUCCGGAACACGUUGUACAAGAACUACCUGGAGGACUUUCACAACUUUGUCAACACCCACCCCGAUAUGGCUGGCUCGCCGACGGCUGACAUCAUGUCGGAGAUCCUUGAGUUCGAGGCUGACCGCCGUGCGAUCAAUAUUACGCUCAACUCGUUCGGCACCGAGCUGAACAAGAACGAUCGCAAGAAGCUUUACCCCAGCUUCGGCAAGCUGUACCCCGAGGGAACCCUCAUGCUCUCUAGAGCGGAUGAUUUUGAGGGUGUUCGCCUCGCAGUUGACGGUGUGGCAGACUACAAGUCCUUUUUCGAGGCUGCUGGCCUUGGUGGCGGUCCUUCCGGACCUGGCAACAUGGGCGGCGGCGGGAGCUCUGACGGUAAAAGUCUGGAGGACAUGUUUUACCAAAAGGAGAUGGAGAUUUCCAAGAGCGCUUUCACUCAACAAUUCACCUUCGCCAUUGUGUACGCCUGGGUGAGGCUCCGCGAGCAGGAAAUCCGCAACAUCACCUGGAUCGCUGAAUGCAUAGCCCAAAACCAGAAGGACCGGAUUGGCAACUACAUCAGUGUGUUCUGA
Colletotrichum graminicola M1.001 is the source of this 1098-nucleotide messenger RNA. Its product is annotated as ATP synthase subunit. The transcript has 4 exons. Gene Ontology annotation, biological process: proton transmembrane transport; vacuolar transport; vacuolar acidification. Gene Ontology annotation, cellular component: vacuolar proton-transporting V-type ATPase complex; fungal-type vacuole membrane; proton-transporting V-type ATPase, V0 domain. Gene Ontology annotation, molecular function: proton-transporting ATPase activity, rotational mechanism. Lineage: Eukaryota; Fungi; Ascomycota; Sordariomycetes; Glomerellales; Glomerellaceae. The record is from RefSeq and is a predicted model, not a curated record. Bases 1 to 1098 code for a protein of 365 amino acids.